AUGGGCUCUGCGACCGCAUCUUUGUUCAGAACAUUAAGCAAUGCAAAGCUCAAAUUGCUCCUUGUUUUCCUAGCUAUCACGGCUAUCCUUCUACUUACAUUACAUUCCCCAAGCGUAUCUAAAAACAUCCUGCCAGAAGCGAAAGAGGAACUGGUGGAUGAAAAAGACUACUGGACAUGGGAAACGAGAACCCAAUUUCGAACUCCAGCUGGAAAUGAUAACAGCAAUUUGAACGAGACGACAUGCGACUCAUUCCCUUCAGAAAUUCUUCCGCGCAUCCAGAUCGUUUUAAAAACCAGCGCAACCGAAAACCCUAAACGAAUCGAUUCGCACAUGGCCUCUGUAACUCGCUGCAUUUCCAACCUGCUCGUAGUCUCGGAUAAAGAGACCGAGCUCCAUGGCCACAGGGUAUAUAACAUUCUAGAGGAUCUACCUCCGUCUGCCCGGGAAAAGAUCCCGGAAUUCGAAGCAUAUAAUAAAUUCCAACGCAACGAGUCCGAAAUCGACGGCGCAGCAGGCUGGAAGCUGGAUCGAUUCAAGUUUCUGCCUAUGGUGGAGAGGGCCAAAAAGAUGAAUCCCAGUGCCGAGUGGUACGUAUUCCUGGAAACGGACACUUAUAUCGUGUGGGAUAAUCUGUUCCGACUGCUGGAGCAGUUCGAUCCCUCCUCUCCUCUGUAUAUGGGGUCGCCUGCUCCAGGCCGUGGCAUUGGAGAAGGCAAGGUGAACUGGUUCGCCUAUGGCGGGUCGGGCUUCGUUCUCUCCCGGGCAGCUGUCGAUACACUGGUGGCUCGGAAGACUGGGAGACUUGGAGAGUAUAUUGGACCAUCGCUCAGCGAGCAGUACAUGCAGAUUGUCACAGAUGACUGCUGCGGUGAUUCUGUACUUGGCUUUGCGCUCUAUGAAAAAGGAAUCACACUUUCUGGGAUGUGGCCGAUGUUCAACGCACACCCAUUAGACUCUAUUCCCUUUGGGAAUGACGAUCAUUGGUGUCAGCCUGCGAUCAGUAUGCAUAAGUCGCAAUUGAGUGACAUGGUUGCACUCGCGGAUUGGGAGGACAAUCGGGAUAGAACAGUAUGUACUAUUCACUGGUCUGCAAGGAAUGCGCUGACUGACACCCGCCAGAAACCUCUUCUGUACGCAGACCUAGUUGACUACCAUCAUCUGGGAAACUUGCCCGAACGCAAAGGGUGGGAUAAUGGAGCGUGGGGAGGUGUCAUCGAACAACCAGAUACUCUCCCACAACAUCAGUCCUUGGAAGCCUGUCGUCAAGCAUGCCAUAACAAGGACUGGUGCAUGACAUAUACUUAUGACGCUGCUGGAGCCUGUGUGUUCGUUAGCAGCCUACGACUUGGGGCUCCUAGCAAGCUGGAACUUGCCGACCAAUUCACGGCUGGAUGGGACAACGCCAAAAUCCAACAAUGGCGAGCGAAUAAUACUUGUGAGACGCCCAUGUGGGUGAAGCCAAGUUUGACACGAAUCUUUUAA
Messenger RNA from Penicillium salamii, 1485 nucleotides. Lineage: Eukaryota; Fungi; Ascomycota; Eurotiomycetes; Eurotiales; Aspergillaceae. The record is from the annotation of a GenBank genome assembly.